Sinocyclocheilus rhinocerous is the source of this 4186-nucleotide messenger RNA. RefSeq names its product tyrosine-protein phosphatase non-receptor type 21-like. The transcript has 16 exons. Gene Ontology annotation, biological process: protein dephosphorylation. The coding region runs from base 1 to 2988 and encodes 995 amino acids. Gene Ontology annotation, molecular function: protein tyrosine phosphatase activity. The record is from RefSeq and is a predicted model, not a curated record. Gene Ontology annotation, cellular component: cytoskeleton; cytoplasm. Lineage: Eukaryota; Metazoa; Chordata; Actinopteri; Cypriniformes; Cyprinidae.
AUGUUUAAAACGGUCUCAUCAGUGCAGUUAGGACACUUUUACUCACUUCCUGUUUUCUGCAGAUAUCAGCAUUAUCUCCAGCUGAAGAAAGACGUUCUGGAGGGGAAGAUCCCGUGCUCCAUUGAGCAAGCCAUUCAUUUGGCCAGCUUGGCUGUGCAAGAAAUACUCAAUUUGAAGUUAAACACGAGGUCCGGCCUGUUGUUUCUCACGAGUGAAAGAGCAAUCAGUGAAAUUCUGUUCAUUCCCCAGAUAACGUAUUUCAGCCUCUGGUACUGCAACAAACAAAACCAGCAGAGAUGGAUUGAUCUGGAGAAGCCGCUGAAGAAACAGCUUGACAAGUACGGACUGGAGCCGACCGUUUACUUUGGGGUGGUGUUCUACGUGUCGUCUGUUACACAGUUACAACAAGAGAUAACCAGAUAUCAGCAUUAUCUCCAGCUGAAGAAAGACGUUCUGGAGGGGAAGAUCCCGUGCUCCAUUGAGCAAGCCAUUCAUUUGGCCAGCUUGGCUGUGCAAGCCGACCUUGGGGACUUCAAUCGAUAUGAUUCCCAAGAAUUCCUUCAAAAAAUUGUGCUUUUUCCAAUGCCAUGGAUACAGGACGAGAGGGUUGUGGAAGAGGCCACUCAGAAAGUCACCAUGCUCUAUCAAAACUACCGAGGUCUGUCCUCACCAGAGGCGGAGUUACUCUACAUGCAGGAGGUGGAGAAGAUGGAGGGGUACGGUGAGGAGAGUGUCCAAGCGAAGUGCUGUGCAAAAUGCAAACUGCUGACUUUGUACUGUAGUAUCGCAGUGCAUGUGACAAAUAAAACGCUGAGCUUUAUUACUCUGGUUUAUUUCACAAUUGUCUUUUAUUGUUUUGUGUUUUAUUACAGACAAACUCAGCCCGCUCCAGUAAACACAGUGAGGCGACGGUCCUCUACGAGAAUGUCUCUGCCAAAACCGCAACCCUACAUGAUGCCACCUCAGAUGCACUUUAACGGCCAUUACACCGAACCGUACACAUCUUCACAAGAUAAUCUUUACAUCAACAACCAGAACGGUUUCUACUACCAUUCCCAGACCAGUCUGGACCGCUCUCCGCACGAGUACAACGGCCGGAUCCGUAACGGCAGCGUUUACAGCGCCCAGAGCACCAGCUCCCUCAACAACCCGCAGCACUACCUGCAGCCAUCGCCCAUGUCGUCCAACCCCAGCAUCACAGGAAGUGACCUCAUGCGGCCCGACUACGUGCCUUCCCACCGGCACAGCGCCCUGAUCCCGCCGUCCUACCGCGCCACGCCCGAUUACGAGGCGGUCAUGAGGCAGAAGAACCUCGGGAUGAUCCCGCCGGCCGAGCGCCAGAGCCACUCCAUGAGGAACCUCAACAUCGGCAACUCGUAUGCUUACAGCCGGCCCGUGGCGUACAGCCUGGAGAACAUGAGGCUGAAGGAGAGGAAGGCAUCCGCAUCAGCAGCUGAGACCCCGCCCCCUGUUGCCCAGGCGAUGCCACCUACAGCAUCCGGCUCCGACAUCAACGUCGUCCUGGAGGUCACGAAGCCCGAGAUGGAGGAUGUCAUCUACGGGCACAAAAAAUCCCUGUCCGACGCCACGAUGCUAGUGCACAGCAGCGGUGAGGAAGAAGAGUUCGAAGACGACAGCGGACGACACACACCGCAGUCUCAGGAUGCUGUGGGCGGUCCCGAGCAUCACAUGACGCCGAUGGGACGGCCCCUCGUAGAUCCGCCUGCUUAUCCGUUCAGCCACAGUAUGGAGAUGGUCCCGACGGGCCCUCUGGCGUACCAGCCCCAUUCCAUCAUCCGCAAACCAGAGGACAUGGGGCAGCUGCCGCCUCUGCGAGAGCCCGGACACAUGGUGCCCUCGGUGUCAGAGGGGGAUCUGAGCGGACAGGGUCGCUUGAGACAGAAGAGGGACGUCUAUAAGAGACCCGUCUCUGACGUGCCACCUGCCAGAAGGAACAUCGAUGGUCUUCCACCGGCGGGUAUGAAGAAAGGACGCUCCGAGGUCAAGAAGGUGGGUCCCCUGAAGAUGGCGGCUCUCAAUGGUCUGACACUGUCCAGAAUGCCUCUGCCCGAUGAAGGGAAGGACGACCCGGAGAACGCGUCUAAUGACGAGCGGUGUAAAGUACUGGAGCAGCGCAUGGAGCAGGGGAUGGUGUUCACCGAGUACGAGCAUGUGCCCAAGAAGCGGCCCAACUGCGAGUGCACUAUCGCUCAGAUGCCCGAGAACAGCGACAGGAACCGCUUCCAGGACGUCCUGCCCUACGACGACACGCGUGUGGAGCUGGUGCCCACCAAAGAGAACAACACGGGCUACAUCAACGCCUCGCACAUCAGGGUUACGGUCAGAGGUAAAGAGUGGAGUUAUAUCGCGUCUCAGGGUCCGCUCUCAAGCACCUGCCAAGACUUCUGGCAGAUGGUUUGGGAACAAGGAGUCUCCAUCAUCGCAAUGGUUACAGCAGAGGAGGAAGGGGGUCGUGAGAAGAGUUUCCGCUAUUGGCCUCGUCUGGGCUCUCGCCACAACACUGUUACAUACGGCCGAUUUAAGAUCACCACACGCUUCCGCACAGACUCUGGGUGCUAUGCCACAACGGGCCUGAAGAUCAAACAUCUCCUGACGGGACAGGAGCGAACCGUCUGGCACCUGCAGUACACAGACUGGCCCGAUCACGGCUGCCCGGAGGACUUUAAAGGCUUUCUCUCGUACUUGGAGGAGAUCCAGUCCGUGAGGCGACACACCAACAGCUCCAGUGAUCCAAAGAACACAAACCUGCCGGUCCUGGUGCACUGCAGCGCAGGGGUGGGACGCACUGGUGUGGUCAUCCUGUCUGAGAUCAUGAUAGCUUGUCUGGAACAUAAUGAGAUGCUGGACGUCCCGACUGUUCUGAACUUGCUGCGGCAGCAACGCAUGAUGAUGGUACAGACGCUUUCACAGUACACCUUCAUUUACAAAGUCCUCAUUCAGUUCCUGAGAAACUCCAGACUGAUCUGAGACCAGCGCUGGCACAGAGGAGGAGCCUACGAGCCUCUCACUACCCCUCAGUCCCUGCCGGAGCCGUGGCUUCGCUUGCGCUUCCUCACAGUGUUAGUGACGGGGCGAGACACGAGCCGGGGCAAGUAUAAAGGACGCUGCGCAUCGCUCUAUUUUACCAGUAUUAUUCACAGAUUUCACUGUGGGCUUUUACACGGAUGUCAGUCCCAGCACUUUUAUUUUGCUGUACAUAGACGCAGCUCUGUUAUUUAAUACGAGACGCUGAACUGCAGUGGUUCUUUUAUACCGGAUUUUAUUAGUUUAUCCAUGAAGGUUUAGUGAGCCAAAAUGCAAAUAGCGGACACAGUGUUUAAAGACGUGGCACGUGAACUUCAGUAGAUGGAUGAAUCUCACGAAAAGCCCAGAUUUGGUGUCAAAAUGUGCUUAAAAUAAUGCUGAAAUGCAAAAAAGGUUUGCUUUUCUGUAUGCAAAAUGUUUGAAUGCUCAUUUAUUUUCAUGAGAUUCACCCAUUUGCAUCAUGGGAUGGAGAUAAGAGGACUCGGGGAGUUUGAAGUAUCACGUCCAGUGUUACGCGGCAUGUUCAAGCGAAGCUGUUGCUUGAGAUUUUACCGUUUAACCCUACGAACGGGUUUCACCCAGCAAACGCAUCUCAAGUUAGAAUGCAGCCAAAGACGGGAGGGUGCAGACGCAACCUAUGAAUAAGUUACAAUAUGUAUUAAAAUUGUAUGUGAAAACUGUAUUCUACAUAUAAUAGGACUUUCUCGUUGCAUUAGGGAUGAUUUUGUAUUUUUGCAGCUCUUGCCACAUUUCCACCUGCAUUCGAUAACCAGACGCACCAAAGAGCAUCACAGACUCGACUUUUGCAUUAGAGUGAACAAUAGUGUGGGUUUAUUGUUAAUGGUUUGUGACCUCAUUAUCUUAGACACACCAGCUAUGAUGGUUUACCAAAGAGUUUUCAGCAUAUCGAGUUCUUUAAGUCUUAAAACACUGUGAAACUGCAUUAUCCAUUCUGUUUGCAGAGGAGCUGAAGGAGCAGAAUGUGCCGUAGCAAAUCAUUAGGCCCUUUGUGUUUUCAUUUGAAUUGCAAUCAGGUUAUUUACGAUAAAGCAGUGCAGACUGAUGCUACAUUCCUCCAUAAUGGUGAUGUUGCAUGUUCUUAAAGGAACAGUUCACCCAAAAAUGUACAUUUGCUGAAAAU